CUCCGCCUCCGCUGCGCUCCGGGACUGGCGGAGCGCGGCCGGGCCGGCCCGCAGCCACCGCAGCGCCAGAGCCGCCUCCCGCAGCCCGGCCCGGCCCGGCCCGCAGCCGCCUGCCCGCAGCCGGUGAGAACCGGGGGCUCCCUGGGGUCCAGGUCAGAUGCUCCCAUCGGCGGUGCAGAAGAAGAGCAGGGUCGGGAGCUGCUGAGUGCUGAUCUGUGCGUGCUCCGGACCAUGGACUCAUUGAGGGCGCCCCAGGUGUGAAAAUGUCCAGCAGCAACCGGGCGUUAGUGAUUGACUUUGUGUCCUACAAGCUCUCGCAGAAGGGCCACAGCUGGAGCCAGCUGGAGGAGGAGGAUGAGACCAGGACUGACUUUGCAGCCGAGGAGGUGGAGAUGGACGGCGUCCUCAACGGGAGCCCCUCCUGGCACCCGCCCGCCAGCCACGUAGUGAACGGAGCCGCCGUGCACCGCAGCAGCCUCCAGGUCCACCCCGUGGUUCAAGCGGCCGACGUGAGGCAGGCGCUGCGAGAGGCUGGGGAUGAGUUUGAGCUGCGGUACCGGCGGGCGUUCAGCGACCUCACAUCCCAGCUCCACAUCACCCCCGGCACCGCGUACCAGAGCUUUGAGCAGGUGGUGAACGAACUCUUCCGCGAUGGAGUGAACUGGGGGCGCAUCGUGGCUUUCUUCUCCUUCGGAGGAGCCUUGUGCGUGGAGAGCGUUGACAAGGAGAUGCGGGUAUUGGUGGGACGCAUUGUGUCUUGGAUGACCACCUACUUGACCGACCACCUAGAUCCCUGGAUCCAGGAGAAUGGCGGAUGGGAGCGCUUUGUGGACCUCUAUGGGAACGAUGCUGCUGCCGAGGUGAGGAAGGGCCAAGAGACCUUCAACAAAUGGCUCCUGACCGGGGCCACGGUGGCCGGGGUGCUCCUGCUGGGAUCCCUGCUGAGCCGCAAGUGAGCCGGCCCCUCCGCACCCCCCAGCCACCACACUCCUC
Neopsephotus bourkii (Bourke's parrot) is the source of this 993-nucleotide messenger RNA. It is a transcript of the gene BCL2L1, whose product is annotated as BCL2 like 1. Gene Ontology annotation, molecular function: protein homodimerization activity; protein heterodimerization activity. NCBI's taxonomy places the organism in Eukaryota, Metazoa, Chordata, Aves, Psittaciformes, Psittacidae. Bases 264 to 956 code for a protein of 230 amino acids. Gene Ontology annotation, biological process: intrinsic apoptotic signaling pathway in response to DNA damage; extrinsic apoptotic signaling pathway in absence of ligand; negative regulation of intrinsic apoptotic signaling pathway. The transcript is spliced from 3 exons. The record is from RefSeq and is a predicted model, not a curated record. Gene Ontology annotation, cellular component: mitochondrial outer membrane.